UUUCCAGAAGAAAAGUAGAUCUAUUUGUCUUCGUUGCUCGAUAACCUCUCGGAUUUAUGCAUAAAGCUUCAGACUUUAAGGUCUUUUACAUGUUUGUAGUCGUAGUUUUGAUCUAAGGAGCUCUGUUUAGCUAUCAGACAUGGUGGGCACUGGUCGCUUUCCGUUCUCGAAGCCGAGGGAGACGCCUUGGACUUUGAGGUCACGUAACAAGAGCAUUACUCAAGAAGAACUUGCCAAGCGUCCUGACCCAUUCUUUCUACCAUUUAUCCUUGAUGAGCUUGAAGAGGGUAAAUACGGAUGGCUUGCUGAUGAUGUAAAGAGACUUUGUAAGCUGAAACAGGACUAUUCGAAUGGUUUUAUCUCAUUGGGAGAUAUCGAAGCUAGAGAAGAGAAAAAGCAAGCCAAGUCUACUAAGAUUCGUAACACUGAUUCCCAUAAUGAGUUGCAUCAAGCAUCAGUUAGUCCUCUCCAUAAAAGGCUGAAGAAGCUCAAGGAAGUGAUUGUUAUAGAUGAUGAUGCUACUACAGAUAAGUUGACUCGUGGCUCGGCUUCUACUAGCAAUGCUCUGCGAAACAGUUCUAAUGAUGAUGGGAAUAGUGGGACUAGCUCAGGAUCUGACACAAGUCUUCAAGAUUAUGAAGAGGAGGAUUCAUCAGGGAAUUCUACUGAUAUUGACAAUCAAAAUCCUCUACAUGUAGCUGCGGAGGAAGAAGAAGAGCUUUGGAGGCAGAUGGCAUUUGCUCAGGAAUCAGAUAAGGAAACGGUGGAGCAUUCACAAAGUAAUGAUCUCAAACAAGUUGAAGACUGUGACCAUUCCUUCAUCUACAAGGACGAUAUUGGAGAAGUGUGUCGUGUUUGUGGACUCAUCAAGACACCAAUUGAAAGAAUGAUCGAGGUUGUGUUCAACAAGCCGAAGAAAAUGAGACGAACUUAUAUGCGUGAAAAAGAAAAUGGGGAAACGAGCAGGGCAUUCUCAGUAAGCCAGUUUUCUCAGACAAACAUUUUGGGAGAAAAGAUGUUCAUUCACCCAAAACAUUAUCAGGACAUGAAGCCUCACCAGAUCGAAGGAUUCAGUUUUUUAUGCAACAACCUUGCAGCAGAUAAGCCAGGUGGAUGCAUAUUAGCUCAUGCACCGGGAUCAGGCAAGACAUUUCUUCUCAUCAGCUUUCUUCAGAGCUUCAUGGCUAUGGAUCCGCAGGCUAGACCAUUGAUUGUGCUACCAAAGGGGAUCAUAGAUUCAUGGAAGCGAGAGUUUACUUCGUGGGCAGUUGAGAACAUUCCCCUGCUUGAUUUCUACAGCGUGAAAGCCGAAUCACGGAAACAACAACUGAAGGUUUUGGAGAAGUGGGUCGAACAGAGAAGCAUUCUGUUUCUUGGGUACCAACAGUUUGCAAAGAUCAUCUGCGAUGAUCAGAACUUUGAAGCAGCUUCAGAAGAUUGUAAACUGAUAUUGCUUGAGAAGCCAACUUUGCUUAUACUUGAUGAAGGUCAUACAUCAAGGAAUAAGGAGACAAACAUGCUUAUUUCGCUUGCUCGUGUCAGGACUCCUCGAAAGGUUGUUCUCACAGGUACUUUGUUCCAAAACAAUGUUGAGGAAGUGUUUAACAUUUUGGAUCUUGUUCGUCCCAAGUUCUUGAAGCGUCCUGGAACUCGGGAGAUUGUUACCCGUAUCAUGAGCAAGGCAGGGAUACCAAGUGGCAAACAGGUGAACCAGAGUAGUAUGGAGGGAGCUUUCUUCGCUGCAGUAGAGUUUACAUUACAGAAGGGUACUGAAUCUUCAGCCAAAGCCAGCUUGAUAAGGGAUCUACGCGAAAUGACCUGUAAUAUCUUGCAUUAUUACAAAGCAGAUUUCAGAGGCUUGCUCCCCGGGAUUAGUGAGUUCACUGUCAUGCUCAACCUGAGCUCGAUCCAGAGAGAUGAAGUCAAGGGUCUGAGGAAAAUGGAUCUGUUCAAGCAGAUCUCUCUUGGUGCUGCAUUGUAUAUCCACCCAAAGCUGAAAUCUUUCUUGGAGGAAAACCCGUCGAACAGUGAAAAGAGUCUUGCUAAUAACAAGAACAUAGAUAGGAAACUAGAUGAGAUGCUGAAGAAGAUCAACAUCAGAGACGGUGUGAAGAUGAAGUUCUUCCUCAACCUCUUAGCUCUGUGUGAAUCAACAGGAGAGAAGCUCUUGGUGUUCAGCCAGUACAUAGUCCCAAUAAAGACUCUUGAGAAACUCAUGAGCUCAAUGAAAGGUUGGAGUAUAGGGAAAGAGAUGUUCACAAUCACUGGAGAUUCGAGCAAUGAAGAGAGAGAAGAGUCAAUGAAGCGAUUCAACGAUUCUCCAGAGGCUAAAGUGUUUUUCGGAUCGAUAAGAGCUUGUGGGGAAGGAAUAUCACUGGUGGGUGCAUCAAGGGUUCUGAUACUUGAUGUUCAUCUGAACCCAUCAGUGACUCAGCAAGCCGUGGCUCGAGCUUACAGGCCAGGACAGAAGAGGAAAGUGUAUGCGUACAAGCUCGUAGCUGCGGAUUCACCAGAGGAAGACAACUACGAAACGUGUAUGCGCAAAGAGAUGAUGUCGAAGAUGUGGUUCGAGUGGAAUGUUGGACCAGGAAGAGAUGAUUGUGGGUGUAGUGAAGCCAUUGAUGUUGAUCAGUCGGGGGAUGCGUUUCUUGAGACGACCAAGUUGAAGCAAGAUAUCAAGUGCUUAUACACCAAGGUAAACUGAUUUGAUAAACCGAUUCUAACCGGUUAUUGAUCGUUUGGUCCAUCGGAUCGGAUACAAUAAUAUUUGCAUAUUUUUAUAUUUUUCUGAACAUUUUAAUUUAAGAGAUGAACCGAACUCAAACUGUAUCUUAUCUCUCGUCUUAUGGUUGUGACCUUUUUAUUACUUUAGUAACAAUGUACUAAAAUUUCAGAAGAUU
This is a messenger RNA of Capsella rubella, 2900 nucleotides long. RefSeq names its product protein CHROMATIN REMODELING 35. The coding region runs from base 140 to 2704 and encodes 854 amino acids. The transcript has 5 exons. Gene Ontology annotation, biological process: gene silencing by siRNA-directed DNA methylation. The record is from RefSeq and is a predicted model, not a curated record. Gene Ontology annotation, molecular function: ATP binding; ATP-dependent chromatin remodeler activity. NCBI's taxonomy places the organism in Eukaryota, Viridiplantae, Streptophyta, Magnoliopsida, Brassicales, Brassicaceae.